Messenger RNA from Somion occarium, 2156 nucleotides. NCBI's taxonomy places the organism in Eukaryota, Fungi, Basidiomycota, Agaricomycetes, Polyporales, Cerrenaceae. The record is from the annotation of a GenBank genome assembly.
UCUCUGCUAAUCGUGUUCCCUCCCCUCGUACCCGCCAUGGACGAUAUCGGCCUCCCCCAUGUCCCUAGUGUCACUUCCGCAAUACCAAAUCGCAUUCACUUGGCUGAUGGUACAAGUGUAAAUAGCACAGAAGCAUCUCAAGUCGAGGGUGAUCAUCCCACAGAUUGGAACGCUCAUGCCGCAUUCAAACUCGGCUCCUUUUCCAUCGACGAAUAUGGACCUCUGAAGGUUGUUGUUAUUGGUGCUGGUUUCAGCGGUAUCACUGCUGGUAUCAGGUUUAGGCAACACAUUCAAAACUUGGACCUAACGAUCUAUGAGAAGAAUGCCGGCGUGGGGGGCACGUGGUAUAGCAACAGAUAUCCCGGUCUAGCAUGCGAUAUCCCCUCACAUUGCUACCAGUUGACGUUCGAGCCGAAGACCGAUUGGUCCGCAUUUUACGCACCAGGCCCAGAAAUCCUCGCAUAUAUGCAGGGCGUUGCCGAAAAGUACAAGCUGAUGCCCUAUAUCAAGCUCGAGCACGAGCUCAUACAAGCUCGUUUCGAUGAGCCUUCUGGCAAAUGGCACCUUCGAAUCAGACAUCCAACGGGGGCUUACGGCGAAUACGAAGAAAUAGAAGACACGGCCGACUUGCUAUUCUGCGGCACAGGAAGUCUAAGUCGUUGGACGUGGCCGGAUAUUGAAGGUUUGCAUACGUUCAAGGGUCGUUUGUUUCAUAGUGCACAAUGGGAUCAGCAAGAUGGCGACAGUUGGCAGGAAAGUGUCAAGGGCUGGCGUGACAAGACGGUCGCUGUAAUCGGAGUGGGUUCGUCGGGCAUCCAACUUGUACCGGCUCUUCAACCUCGAGUUGCAAAAUUGUUCAAUUAUGUUCGCGGAAAGACUUGGCUGUCCCCGCCAUUCGCAAGUGAGAAGUUGGCGGCAUUGGUAAAGGAUUCGGCGUCCUCCAAUUAUAUAUUUACGGAGGAGGAUAAGAAGGCGUUUGGCGAUCCAAAGGUCUAUAGGGCAUUCAGACAUGACCUCGAGGAUAAUCUAAAUUCAACGCACUCGGCGACGCUUCGCGGAAGUGAGAUGCAAAACGCCGCUCGAGUGGCGUUCAAGGAGAACAUGAUCAAGCGACUAGCGAAGAAACCAUGGAUAGCGGACCAUCUCAUUCCGGAUUUUGGUGUGGCAUGUAGGAGACUUACACCUGGUCCUGGGUAUCUCGAAGCCUUGUGUGAAGACAAUGUUGACUUCGUUCCUACGCAUAUCAAGAGAAUAACGGAAGACGGUAUCGAAUUAGUCGACGGUACUCAACACAAGAUUGAUAUACUCGUUUGUGCUACAGGUUACGACACAACUUAUCAAUCCCCUUUCCCCAUGGUCGGACGGAACGGGACCAACCUCAAUGACAAGUGGUCGCCCCAUCCUAUCACUUACCUUUCCGUCUGUGUCGACGAGUUUCCCAAUUGGUUCUUCUCUCUUGGACCGAAUGCCGGCGUGGGUUCUGGUUCGCUGCUUGCAGUCAUCGAGAAGCAAGUUGAAUAUGCUGUUGAGGUAACCAAGAAGUUGCAGAGGGAACGACUGAAGACAAUCGAAGUGAAAGCCGAGGCCGUGCAGGACUACGACGAGUAUAUUGAGCAUUACUUCCCGACUUCUGUCUAUAGCGAACGUUGCCGUUCUUGGUACAAGAUGGGCAAGGAAGAAGGUCGAGUGGCUGGAUUGUGGCCGGGUUCAUGCCUGCAUUCUUUGAGAGCCUUGAGGUACCCUCGUUGGGAAGACUUCAAUUAUGGUCAGGUUGAUAAGGUCAAGAAUCGACUCUACUGGCUGGGAGAUGGCUCUACACUGAAUGAGAAAAGUAUGAGCGGCGAUCGUGCAUGGUAUCUUAAUGACGAAUACCUGGAUAUCCCACCGAUUCCGCAGGCAUGAUACAGUAAGCACGGCGAGGAUGGCUGUCAUCUCCUCAAAAUGCAAAUUCCAUUGUUUUUACUAUGCGCGCAUUGCCUGUACUACUCGAUGAUCCGAUACAGUAACAAUGAUGUUUCGAAAUCCUGGCUCUGUUACUGUCAAAUCGUAGGACAUUCAAAACAGGGCCGCUGAGCGGCUGUUAGGAGCGGGGUGAUAGAAUUACACGAUUUCGGGCGAUUACUCGCGGACAAGGCGAAGAAAUCCAAACACCAUCG